This is a messenger RNA of Penicillium crustosum, 1035 nucleotides long. RefSeq names its product glycosyltransferase family 32 protein. The transcript has a single exon. NCBI's taxonomy places the organism in Eukaryota, Fungi, Ascomycota, Eurotiomycetes, Eurotiales, Aspergillaceae. Bases 1 to 1035 code for a protein of 344 amino acids. The record is from RefSeq and is a predicted model, not a curated record. Gene Ontology annotation, molecular function: alpha-1,6-mannosyltransferase activity. Gene Ontology annotation, biological process: protein N-linked glycosylation. Gene Ontology annotation, cellular component: mannan polymerase complex.
AUGGGACGGUUUCACUAUCUACUCGGUUUGCUAUUAUUAUUUAUUUGCUCAUUUCUCUGGAUUGCAUCAAACCUGGCAAAACAACCACCAAGCAUUGUUCUUACUCAUGGAUCAUGUGUCUGCAACGAAGACAAUGUUACCGCCGCCUCAGAUGCCGCAAUCAUACCCUCGCAUCGACCGGAACCUCCUAUUAAGGAGAUGAAACCGAUAUCAAAACCGAAAAUACCAAGCUACCUCCCAAUCACAAACUCCCACGAUCACCACACACAGUCCUCAAUCCCAUUCAAGCUUUGGCAAAAGGCCGGUUCACAGAAAAUCAACGAAGCCCGCCAGAAAGACAUCCAUAGUUGGCUAAACGUGAACCCACGUCUACGACAUGAGAUCCUCACAGACGACAGUGCAGACGAAUACGCUCGUGAACAUUUUGCCGAAUACCCAGACGUCCUGAACCACUAUCUCUCUCUACCGGUACCGAUUCUGAAAGCCGACCUGCUUCGCCAAUUGAUUUUGUACAUCGACGGAGGAAUUUGGAGCGAUCUUGACGUGACAUGUCACCGCCCAAUUUCUACCUGGAUCCCGGAACAAUACCAAAACAAAACAAAUGUCGUUGUCGGGUUGGAAUUCGACGGGUUCCAGUUCGCAAGUUGGACGAUCAUGACAAAACCCAAAACAAGCCAUAUUGUGGCCGUUAUCAAAUACAUCAUCGAUAAAUUGAAGGCGACUGCUGCACAGCACCAUGUGACAACUGCCGAACUUAACAUGACGAUGAUCAACGAUGUGGUGGAACUUACGGGUCCACAGGCGAUGACUGUCGCCAUAUUGCAGAACCUGCAAAAAGAAAUGGGCAUUCCUGUCGGCCGAGCGAAUAUAACGAAUAUCAAAGAACCCACCCUAUUUCAGGACGUGCUUGUGCUGCCGAAUGCGGCCUUUGCCUCUAGACAGGGUGGUUACCCGGAGGAUAGAGGGCCUUAUCUUGUUGAACAUCAUUACGCUGGCUCCUGGAAGAAUGCCAAUGGUGGUGAGACGAAAUCGUGA